Molecule: messenger RNA, 1933 nt
Organism: Canis lupus familiaris (dog)
Lineage: Eukaryota; Metazoa; Chordata; Mammalia; Carnivora; Canidae
Gene: KDM8
Product: lysine demethylase 8
Exons: 8
Coding region: 171-1415 (414 amino acids)
Cellular component (GO): nucleus
Molecular function (GO): histone H3K36 demethylase activity
Source: RefSeq, a predicted model, not a curated record
GCUAGGCACCCCGUGCUGCUCAGACGAGCACCGAGUGAUCGAUGCCCCGGCAAGCCUGACUACCGGGCGGAGGAGAGGGCCGGAGAGUUCCGACCAAACCGAACAAGUGGUCGCCAGCCUGCGGGCAACUCGGCACCGCCCGUACUCGAGACAGACUGGUAGAGGGCCCCAUGGCUGAAGACACCCAAGAGCCCCUGGCAGGAGCCGGUGCCCUCCGGGAGGCCCUCCGGGCGCUCCUGCCCCCCACUAAAGAGGAGCUGGCCCUGGAACUUGGGGAGAACGUGGAGCGCAGCGUGGUGCAGCUGCUGCAGGAGGCCGCCGAGCUCUUCUGCGGGGGCCGCCGGAGUGAGUGCCUGCAGGCUAGCGAGGCCAUCCUGGACUACUCCUGGGAGAGACUCAACACCGGGCCAUGGCGGGACGUGCACAAGGACUGGCGCCGCGUCUAUGCCUUCGGCUGCCUCCUGAAGGCUGUGUGUUUGUGUGAGGAGCCCGGGGACACCACCGCAGUGGCCGCGGCCCUGAAAGUCUGUGACAUGGGCCUGCUGAUGGGUGCGGCCAUUCUUGGGGACAUCCUCAUUAAAGUCGCUGCCAUCCUCCAGGCGCACCUCCGCUCGGGAAAGAGGCCUGGCCCAGGCCCAGCCCAGGAGCCACCCAGCAUGAAGAAAGCAAGGUAUGACCCUGUUUCGGUUCCAGACAUGACGUCAGAGAGAACGGUCCCCCGGCUUCACUGUCCAUCCCUCGAGCAUUUCAGGAAGUACUUUUUGGUUCCUGGGAGGCCUGUGAUCUUGGAAGGCGUGGCGGACCAGUGGCCGUGCAUGAAGAGGUGGAGUUUGGAGUAUAUCCAAGAAAUCGCCGGCUGCCGGACUGUGCCGGUGGAAGUUGGCUCCAGGUACACGGACGAGGAGUGGUCCCAGACGCUCAUGACGGUCAACGAGUUCAUCAGCAGACACAUCAGGAGUGAGCCCAAGGACGUCGGGUACCUGGCGCAGCACCAGCUCUUUGACCAGAUCCCGGAGCUGAGGCAGGACAUCAGCAUCCCCGACUACUGCUGCCUGGGCGACGGGGCGGAGGAAGAGAUCACCAUUAAUGCCUGGUUUGGCCCCCAAGGCACUGUGUCCCCCCUUCAUCAGGACCCUCAGCAGAACUUCCUGGUCCAGGUGAUGGGCAGGAAGUACAUCCGCCUGUACUCCCCGCAGGAGUCCGAGGCUUUAUAUCCACACGAGACGCACCUUCUUCAUAACACGAGCCAGGUUGACGUGGAGAAUCCUGACCUGGACAAGUUCCCCAGGUUUGCCGAGGCCCCGUCCCUGUCCUGCAUCCUGUCUCCCGGGGAGAUUCUGUUUAUCCCGCUUCAGUACUGGCAUUACGUGCGGGCUCUGGACUUGAGUUUCUCCGUCAGCUUCUGGUGGUCGUAGCCACAGUGCAAGGAUGACACGCCAGCAGCAGCUGUGGCUUCACGCGUCCCCAGCUCCGCAGCUGGCCUGGCGCCAGGUCCCAGCAUUGAGACCAGCCCACCCUGGCCUGUGCCGAAGCCUGUGCUGGAGACCAAGCUGGGCGGACACGGGCGGGGGGCCCCGCAAGGUGCACGCUUCAGGCCAGGGGCCGGCAGCAGAGCCAGGUGGGCGAGCCCCCAGAAGGACGCUGCAGGCCGACACCCCAUGGAGACCAUGGCACCGAGGCCUGAAGUGCUGCGGUCACAGGCAGCAGCAUGUGCAGUGACAGAGCUGGGAUCUGGGCUUGGCUCCCUGGACUCCAACCCAGCCCCUCGGCUUACUUGCCGUGACGGUUGGGACAGGUACCUCAUCGGGUCAUGGUGUGGAAUACAGGGCAGCUGGAGCGCCCGCCAGGACGUUCGAGAGGUGGUGCGUGGACAGCCCCCGCAGGUCCAUGAACGUAGCUGUCUGAUGUUAAGAAUUCUUACGAUUGCUACCGA